AUGUCUACUUCUACCCAGAACCAUCGCGUCGGUGGCUAUGAGCCUCUACCGGCAUGGUACAGGAACCGAAAUAACAGGCCAUUCGAAUCUAUUGGCUCGUCGCGAAGAGCUACAGAGGGCAUACGGAACGGAAGAGAACCCAGAAUCACGUUUAGUAAGACCAGAACCUUGACAGGCGCAUUCGAAGCCACUGAAUAUCCCCGCAACACAGCAAGAGCUAAUAGCGGACAAGAGGACGAAGAAGCACCAAGAUAUAACAGAGCAGGAAGGGAGAGAAAUGGUCCUGCCGUCUCGCCCAAGUUUAAACAGUCGAGUUUAUCCUCCCGAGAACUGCUGGAGACGUAUAGAACUAUGGACGACGCGGAUAACCUUGCAGACCUGGAGGUGCAGGAAGAUCAAGUGCGAAGGGAUCAAGGCUCACCGAGUCCAGCGGCGAGGAACCGUCGAAUAUUUGACCAGAAGGCUGAAAACAUCUACGAUAUCGACCUCGAAUUCCUAGACGAUGUGAGUGACGAGGAUCUUAGAAUUAAGCUGGCACAGCACGCGUUAGACGAGCGGCGGUUAAAGCGUGCUACCAAGAGUACCAACGGACCGAUAUUUAGUAGGGCAAAGGAUACGGAUCUCAAAACUGCCUUGUCUAUGGAGAAUCUUCAGCGCCAUGAGGCGGAAAAGAAGGGGGAGGAUAUAGAGCCGGAGCCGGAGCCGGGCAGCCAAAUCGACCCAGCUGUGAAUAUUCCUAAGACAUGGGGGUCUAGGGGAAGACGAUCAAGAGAAUGGCUAGACGGAGUGGUUACGACUACGAACGGAGUCGAUAACAAGCAGAGUGAGGAUGACUUACGGCUGCCUGUUGAGGAGUGGGGGAACGACUUCGACUUUACUGCCAGGUCACUACAGGUGUCUGAUAGUCCGCCAGUAAAGACCUCCCAAGACAAGCAGGAUAAUAGUUUCAGGGCACAGUUCUCCAUGUCUGCCGCCCAAGACAGUCAGCUGGAAAAAUCUCAAGAUCCUGACAUGGCCAGGCUUGACCUCGGACCAGACACCGGCUCGUCUGCACACUCUUGCGGCACGGUUGAGAAGCCUAGAUUUGCAAGUGGCAGGGGAAGUUCCAGCCAGCUACUUCGAAAGCUGACAAGGAGGAGUUCUAGUCCUGUCAAGACACCGGAACAACAGAGGAUUGUGACGAAGACACCUCUGACGGCCAAAACUCCUGUUGUUACUGGGGCUUGGAUUGACACUCCAGUCACAGAACGCUCAAAGACGCCUCAUAUAGAGAAUAUUAAAAAGGAGGAGCGAGUGCCAGAGGCACAGCCAAAACCAGUAGAGGAUAUUCCGAAAGCCAAUAAAGCUAGCGACUCCAGACAGAGUGACCUACAGUCUGGAAAACGGAAAUCUACUUCUCGGCCUAUGCCGUUGAAGAAACCGAAACUUCCCAAAAGUGCCUUGGAAUCGAUUCUCGAAAAGGAAAAAUCUGGAGACUAUAGCCUUAUUCUUGGAGAAAAUACGCUCGACUCUCUCAAGGAUAUCCUUGAGGAUAAACCGUUUAGUGAGAAGUCCGGAGAUGAGCAGGUCAAGUCAGAGCCAUCACUAAGCUCUUUUCACGUUGACACAGAUGAAGAAACCCUUGACCGAGUCAAUUCGAAGCUAAAAUCGCUCCUUCAUAACAUAAAUGAAGCUAGAGCUGGUUUGUCCAGCCUUGAACACCAGGCGGAAGAAACAAUCGCCCUUCCUGGCUCGGGAGGUUUCAAGAGUAAAAACUCGAGAAUAAGACACCAUAAUCAUUCUACUGCCCCAUGCGAAGCGUGCGGCCUGUAUGGCGAUGGCCGCCUAUAUUUUGCCCUUCCCAGCCGCUGUUUCUGGAAGCGGAUUGGCUUUGUCUUCUUGAUAUUUUUCACUUGGUGGAUUGCCGAACUAAUGAUGUGCGAUUACUACUGCCACCCCUUAUAUGCAUCUAAAUGUGAGCGUAAUUGUCUGAAUCCCAAUGCGCCACGAUACCCAUUUGUUAUUCCUACCAUGUUAUGGCGUUGGUCUCAUCUAUCUGUUGUCCUGUCACCAUUAUGGACCAUAUUUGUUGCAUUGUUCCGCCUUACCGCGCAACUCUUUGGUUUUUGGGAUGGAUUUGUUGAAAGCUCGAAUUCGGUAUAUCGGCCACGAAGCUAUGAGCAUUACCAGCCUCCUAUAUCUGUUGCUUACCAGCCAAGUGCUGCAGUGUAUGACCAGAGUGACAGUAUGCAGGGUGAUGAGUAUCUAUAA
Molecule: messenger RNA, 2250 nt
Organism: Trichophyton rubrum CBS 118892
Lineage: Eukaryota; Fungi; Ascomycota; Eurotiomycetes; Onygenales; Arthrodermataceae
Exons: 1
Coding region: 1-2250 (749 amino acids)
Source: RefSeq, a predicted model, not a curated record